This is a messenger RNA of Plasmodium vinckei vinckei, 2364 nucleotides long. RefSeq names its product ABC transporter B family member 7, putative. Gene Ontology annotation, cellular component: membrane. Bases 1 to 2364 code for a protein of 787 amino acids. The record is from RefSeq and is a predicted model, not a curated record. Gene Ontology annotation, molecular function: ABC-type oligopeptide transporter activity; ATP hydrolysis activity; ATP binding. Lineage: Eukaryota; Apicomplexa; Aconoidasida; Haemosporida; Plasmodiidae. The transcript has a single exon. Gene Ontology annotation, biological process: transmembrane transport.
AUGCUAAAAAAAAAGGGAGCAAUAAAUUUAUAUGUGCUGCUGAAUGCACAUAGCUACUUAUUAAGUAGUGCAAUAAAUAUGAAUAUGCAUAAACAUCGAGCAAUACAUUCAUCAAUCAAUAAUUUAAAUUUUAUAAAUAGUACAAAACCUUUUUAUACUAAGAAUGCUAAGAAGUAUAUUAAAUAUCUUAACAAUGUUAAUCUUCAUAAGGGUGUAAAUAGUAAAAGAAAAGUAUCACAAAUUUUUUUAACUAAUCACAAUGUAUCAAUAAAUCAGAGUGAAGGGAAUGUUCGAAAUUUCAGACUCCGUAUGUUUAGUAGCAAAAAUGAAGUUAAUGAAAAAAAUGGAAAAACCAAUGAACAAAAUAGGAAUUGGAAUAUAUUAAAUAUAAAUAAAAUAUUUAAAGACAGAUUUGAAACAAAGAUGAGUAAAAAACUUGAUGGUAUAUCUAUAAAAGAUAUUUAUGCAAUUUUAAAAAAAGAAAAAAACUAUUUGAUAUUAGCUAUGGCAUGUUUAUUAGUAUCAUCACUAGGUCAAAUGUUAUUCCCAAUGUAUAUAAGUAAAAUAAUAAAUAUGUAUGGAGGUAAAGAAGAAUCAUUAAAAUAUAUUAUGGAUGAAGUAUAUAAAACAGUAUUUUUAAUUUUAGGUAUUUCAACAUUUAGUUUUUGUAGAAUAUAUUUAAUUGAAACAUCUAUUGAAAAAAUAACAAGAAGAUUACGAAAAAGUUUAUUUGAUAAAAUAUUAAAUCAAAAAUUUGAAUUUUUUGAUAAGCAUAAAACUGGAGAAUUAAUAAAUAGAUUAUCUAAUGAUAUUGAAGUAUCUUCGAAAAUAUUAAUUAAUUUGUCUUUUGGAAUACGAAAUUUAAUAGCUGCACUAAUUGGUGGUGCAUGUGCAUUACAUAUAUCUCCGUCAAAAUUAGUUAAUGCUUUUUUAUUUCCAGUAUCAAGUAUAUUAUUAAUUGGUACGAUAUAUGGAAAGCUUGUCAAAAAGAUUAGUAUAUAUAAACAAGAGAAAUUAAGUAAUUCCAUAGAUUUUGCAUCUGAAAAAAUUCAUAAUAUAAGUAAUGUUAGAUUUCUUAAUGGAGAAGCAUUUGAAAAAAACAUGUUUAGAAAUUAUUUAAAUGAUGUUUAUAAAGCAGGAGCAAAAUAUUCUUUAACAAAAUCAGGGAAUCAUUUUCUAUUUUUUAGCACAAUUUCUUUAUUUUUAUUACAUCUAAUAUAUUAUGGAAAUUAUUUAAUAGCUAAUAAAUUUAUUAAUAGUGGUGAUUUAUUUUCUUUGAUUAUGUAUUCUUUAUUUUGUGGUAGUGGUAUUCAUGGUAUUAUGAAUGCCAUAGGGGAAAUUCAAAAAUGUGUGGGCUCAUGUUCUAAAGUUUUACAAAUAAUUAAUUUACCUAAAAAUGAAUUUAAUGAAUAUUGGUUAACCGAUUCAAUCAAUUUUUUAAAAUCAAAUAAUUAUGCAAUAAAAUUUAAUAAUGUUACAUUUUCAUAUCAAAAAAAUGACCAAGUAAAUGAAAAAGUUGCACCGAUUGAAGAAAAUGUUGUAUUAAAAAAUGUUUCAUUUUAUUUGCCACACAAUAAAUCAGUUGCUAUAGUAGGAAAAAGUGGUAGUGGAAAAACUACUAUUUUAAAUUUAUUAACAAAAAAAAAUAUGGCAACAUCUGGAGAUAUAUAUAUUGGUGAUUUUCCUCUUAAUAAAAUUAAUGCAUCUGCUUUAAGAUCGAUUUUAGGAAUAGUUACUCAGAACCCAUUCCUAUUUAAUACUACUAUUCGAGAAAAUUUAUUAUACCCUUAUAAAGCACAUGAGGCAAUGUUAAGGGAACAAAUUCAAUUGUUAGAAGAAAAAAUGGCAAUAGCUAGCCAAAUUAAUGGAGAAACGAACCCUGAUGAAAAACAAAUAUAUUCGUAUCUAAUAAAAGAAGAAGAAAAAAAUAAAGAAGAAAUUAAAAAUAUGACCAAAGAUAAAUUAGAAAAAAUAUAUAACGAUUUUCAUAUUCAUGAUUUUUUAAAUAAUUAUUCAAAUUAUGAUCAAAUUGAUGCAGGAGUUAAUGGAUCAUUUUUGUCAGGUGGACAAAAACAAAGAAUUUAUCUUGCACAAAAUUUAUGUAAAGAUAAUAAAAUAUUAAUUUUAGAUGAACCAACAUCUUCUUUAGAUAAAUUAUCAGAACAAAUUAUAAAUGAAGCUUUAUAUAAAUAUAUGAAAGGAAAGACUACUGUUAUAUUUACCCAUAGAUUAGAUCUGCUAAAUUUUGUUGAUUAUAUUGGUGUAUUAGAUGAUGGAAAUAUGAUACAAUUUGAUAUAAGAAAUAAAGUCCUACAAAACCCAUGUAGCAUACUUAAACAAAUUCUUAACCAAAACAAACAUUAG